AUGGCGAAAGCAGUAUUGGUCAAGUUCCAAGCUUUUGAUGCAACCAGAUGGGACGUAGCCAGUAACCAUCAUUGUUGCAUUUGCCAUGUCAUCGCAUUGAUAUUAGGAGCUGGUCUGAAGGCUCUCAAGCUCUCAGGAGCCAUGGAGGAAGAAGAAGUGGUUGAAGAAACUGAUGAAAUCAUAGAGAUUGUAAAAAAUGACAAUGAUAUCUCUGAGGAUGAAACUGUUGAUCCUGAUGAUGCCGAAGAAGAAUCACCUGAGCCGGGUUGGGAGCGCAAUGAAGAACCUGAUUCAAACAAUCAUUGUGACAAAUCCAGGAAUGGAUUCACCCUCAAAAAGUAA
Puccinia triticina is the source of this 342-nucleotide messenger RNA. RefSeq lists its product as uncharacterized. The coding region runs from base 1 to 342 and encodes 113 amino acids. NCBI's taxonomy places the organism in Eukaryota, Fungi, Basidiomycota, Pucciniomycetes, Pucciniales, Pucciniaceae. The transcript is spliced from 3 exons. The record is from RefSeq and is a predicted model, not a curated record.